AACAAAAUUUUGCUCACGUCAGAGAUGUAUUUAAAAUAUCUCUGUGCAAAAAGCCUGCCACCAUUGUGAGGGGAUAGAGUUCAGAGAUCCAGAUGGAGAAGCAGAGCAAUGUCCAUGCCCCAAGAGUGAAGCUGGGAAGCCAAGGACUAGAGGUCUCCAGGUUGGGCUAUGGCUGUCUUGGUCUCACUGGGCUCUACAAUCCUCCAGUCUCAGAGGAACAUGGGAUAUCCAUCAUCAUCCAAGCAUUUCUCAAAGGCAUCACCUUCUUUGACACUGCAGAUGUUUAUGGUCCUCAUUCCAAUGAGAUCCUCAUUGGAAAGGCAUUGAAGCAGUUACCAAGAGAGAAGAUUCAAUUGGCUUCUAAAUUUGGGAUUGAGAAUUUUGAUGGCAGCUCUCUGGUGAUCAAUGGGAGACCAGAGUAUGUGAGGGCUUGUUGUGAGGCCAGCCUCAAGCGCCUUGAUGUGGCUUACAUUGAUCUUUAUUAUCAGCACCGUGUUGACAAGUCUGUUCCAAUUGAGGAUACUGUGGGUGAGAUGAAGAAAUUGGUUGAAGAAGGGAAAGUGAAGUACCUUGGUUUGUCAGAGGCCAGCCCGGAUACCAUCAGGCGUGCUCAUGCAGUGCAUCCCAUUUCUGCAGUUCAAAUGGAAUGGUCUUUGUGGACUCGUGAUCUUGAACAAGAGAUUGUUCCACUUUGCAGGGAACUUGGGAUUGGUAUAGUUACAUACUGUCCCCUUGGUAGUGGGUUUUUUGCCGGGAAAGCAGUUGUCGAGAAUUUGCCUUCUGAAAGUAUUUUGGCUUGGCACCCAAAGUUCUCUGGAGACAACUUUGAGAAGAACAAGGUUCUGUAUGCCUGUUUAACUAACCUGUCCGAAAAGCAUCAUUGUACCCCAAGCCAGUUAGCUUUAGCUUGGCUUCUUCAUCAAGGCAGUGAUGUUGUUCCCAUCCCAGGUACUACAAAAAUGGAGAACUUGGAGAACAACAUUGGAUCAUUAAACAUAAAGCUCACAGGAGAAGACUUGAAGGAAAUUUCUGAUGCCUUACCUGCAGAAGGUUUUGCUGGUGAGAGAUUAACUGGGCCAUUCGCAGCAUACAUCUGGCAAUGCGCAAACACACCAGCAAAAAUAUGGGAGAUGAAUAAAGGUCGAACGGAAAAAUGAGGCUGUGUGCCCCAGUCCAUAAAUGAGGAUGAAAACGAGGGCAUCAAGGAGGAAAACUUUUGCACUAUAAUAAAUAUUCAUAACAAAUUUUUCACGAUAAAUUUUGUGAUAAUAAAUUUAUGAAUGCUCUCUCGCCACUUCUUGUGGGGUUUUGUUGUU
Dioscorea cayenensis subsp. rotundata (Guinea yam) is the source of this 1316-nucleotide messenger RNA. Its product is annotated as perakine reductase-like. The transcript has 8 exons. Lineage: Eukaryota; Viridiplantae; Streptophyta; Magnoliopsida; Dioscoreales; Dioscoreaceae. Bases 93 to 1157 code for a protein of 354 amino acids. The record is from RefSeq and is a predicted model, not a curated record. Gene Ontology annotation, cellular component: cytoplasm.